Molecule: messenger RNA, 1542 nt
Organism: Brienomyrus brachyistius
Lineage: Eukaryota; Metazoa; Chordata; Actinopteri; Osteoglossiformes; Mormyridae
Product: suprabasin-like
Exons: 2
Coding region: 69-707 (212 amino acids)
Source: RefSeq, a predicted model, not a curated record
UGGUGGACCCCAAGACAAGGGAGGAGGUAAAACAGAUUUUGGUGCCCUCCUCUUUGCGGAAGCGAGUGAUGGAGUGGGUGCAUGAUGGAGCGGGCCAUUUGGCUGCGGAGAAGGUGGGUGUGAUGGAGUGGGUGCAUGAUGGAGCGGGCCAUUUGGCUGCGGAGAAGGUGGGUGUGAUGGAGUGGGUGCAUGAUGGAGCGGGCCAUUUGGCUGUGGAGAAGGUGGGUGUGAUGGAGUGGGUGCAUGAUGGAGCGGGCCAUUUGGCUGUGGAGAAGGUGGGUGUGAUGGAGUGGGUGCAUGAUGGAGCGGGCCAUUUGGCUGCGGAGAAGGUGGGUGUGAUGGAGUGGGUGCAUGAUGGAGCGGGCCAUUUGGCUGCGGAGAAGGUGGGUGUGAUGGAGUGGGUGCAUGAUGGAGCGGGCCAUUUGGCUGUGGAGAAGGUGGGUGUGAUGGAGUGGGUGCAUGAUGGAGCGGGCCAUUUGGCUGUGGAGAAGGUGGGUGGAGUCGCAUGGAGACGAUUUAUUUGGCCAGGGAUGUACAAGCAAUUGAAGGAGUAUUGCCAAAAGUGCGAACGGUGUGGCUUAAGGAAGACGCCAACCGCUAAAGUAUGUGCCCCGUUGGUCCCAAUUAAAUCAAUGUAUCCCCUUCAGAUGGUGUCGGUGGACUUUCUGAGCCUGGAGGCAUCAAGAAGUGGAAUGUGCUGGUCAUAGUGGACCAUUUUACACGGUAUGCGGUCGCAGUGGCCACUCUGGACCAGAUGGCGGUGACAACGGCACAGGCCUUAUGGACCCAUUUUAUUCAGCCAUUUGGGGGGUUUGAUCAAUUGCACUCCGAUUAGGGUCCAAAUUUUGAAGUAGCGGUUAUUCGAGAACUCUGUGAGUUGUAUGGAAUAAAGACGACGCACACGACCCCAUAUCACCCCUCAGGGAAUGGACAAUGUGAGCGGUUUAAUCGGACAUUAUUGGACAUGUUGGGGACACUUGCAGAAGGCCAAAAAGAGGAAUGGGAUAAGUAUGUGCUGGAGAUGGUGCAGGCUUAUAAUAACACACCUCAUUCCUCUACAGGCUACAGCCCCUAUUUCUUAAUGUUUGGACGUCAUGCUAAAUUACCUUUUGACAUGUUGGUAGGUGGUGGAGACGGUUUUUCAGGGACGGUGAACAGCUGGGUGUAUCAGCACCAUAAGAGGUUAGUGGCUGCUUAUACACAUGCUCAACAUCAGAUUAAAAAAUCAAGUGCAAUGCAGAAAAGGGGUUUUGACCGAAAGGUAAAAGCAGAACCUUUGGUACCAGGACAGAGUACUGGUUUUGAACAGGCGGGCCCGUGGACCAGGGAAAUUGAGGAAUAGGUGGGAGGUUAAAGCCUAUGUUGUUGUGUUGCAGCCUAAUGUGGAAUUGCCAGUGUAUGUGGUGAGAUCUUCUGGUAAUGGACAAGAACGGGUGUUGCACCAAAAUCUGAGUCCAUGUUGGUUUGAUGACCCGGAUCCAACCACCGUAGCGGAGGAAACGGAGGUUGAGAGGCCAGCAGUGACUAGUGACUGGAGGGACU